Messenger RNA from Saprolegnia parasitica CBS 223.65, 708 nucleotides. RefSeq lists its product as hypothetical. The transcript has 5 exons. Gene Ontology annotation, biological process: superoxide metabolic process. The coding region runs from base 1 to 708 and encodes 235 amino acids. Gene Ontology annotation, molecular function: metal ion binding. NCBI's taxonomy places the organism in Eukaryota, Oomycota, Saprolegniomycetes, Saprolegniales, Saprolegniaceae. The record is from RefSeq and is a predicted model, not a curated record.
AUGCGCUUUCUCGGGUCGACCACAUCAAGCGUCCGCUACCGCUUCAAGAAGGAGACCGCUGGCGGCGUCCACGGCUACAUCGAGGUUGCUCGCGAUGCACAAGGCGCGACGAUCCAUGCCCGCCUCGACGUGACCGAGCUCGAUGUCCAAGCGCUGCAGGCCUUCGACGCCAACUGCGAUGGCGCCAUUGAGGCCUUCAAGUGGCACAUCCACACGCACUGGCACCAGACGACGACCUCCUCGUUCUUGGGCGGCUGCUCGUUGGCGAUCGCUGGCAACCACUACGACCCCGACUUUGCGUGCGGACCCAACUCGGAGCACUACAAGGACACCAAGUGCGCUGGCGUCGUCUACAACUGUAGCGCUGCGGCGUACGCAGCAAACCCCCGCGCUUGCGAACGCGGCGAUUUGUCGGGCAAGCUCGGCGACAUGCUGGUCAAGAAGGGACACAUCGAGCAUUUGUGGCGGGACCCGCACUACCCCGCGACUCACGAAGAGCAGCCAGAAUGGAACAUGAUCCUGCACGCCGUCGCGACGUUGGCGUCCUGGACCACCGUCGGCGUGCUUUUGGCGCUGCUGCUCGCGUUGUAUCGCCAGCGCCAUCCCCUGCUGCUCAAGUACUACCCCACCAACGUGGUUGUGGCCACGGCUGUGGCGAUCCUUGGGCUUCUCGUGUACCAGUACGUUCUUAUCAACACGGCGCUCUAA